AUGCACGUGCAUUCAGAUAUCUUAAGGGGAAAGGCUACCGUCAGAGGCGAUGGCUCUUGGGUGCGAGUGGACUUUCCUACUCCAAUGAAAGAAGCACUAGUAUUUUUAGGGUCGCUGGAUUCUAUUAGCGACUACAGCUUGGUACCUCAGGUGGGAGAAGUGGAUAAAGACGGCUUCACUGUUCGAGUGACGGUGCCGUCUUGCGUAGUCACCGACCUGUCGAGGACUCACUUCUCUGUCCCUUACCUUGCGUGGAAAAAGACAAGCGGUUCGAAUUACAUUGCAGCGUCCAUUACCCUGAAAAUGACAAAAGGGUUAUCGGGGUAUGAUACAUACUCCCGCACGUACCACUUGGAAACUUCGAUUGCUAAGAACGACGACUAUCUCACACUCAUGCAGAUUCAGAACAUGAAGGCAGUUGAAGAUGGUGCAUCUGAGUUCAACACAACACCAUACGUGUCCGUCAGGGGCUUCACAAACCCAGCCACGCAAUCUGUUACGUACUCUUUUUCAGACACUGUUUAUUCAGUGGUUUCCUCUGUCAGUAUUGCGGUUUUUAUUAUCGGCUCCGCUGGUCCCGCAAGUCUUGGAGGAGCCAAACUUCAAGUGGGUUGGGCACAUAGCUUGUAUUGA
Cyclospora cayetanensis is the source of this 633-nucleotide messenger RNA. RefSeq lists its product as uncharacterized. The record is from RefSeq and is a predicted model, not a curated record. The transcript is spliced from 3 exons. The coding region runs from base 1 to 633 and encodes 210 amino acids. Lineage: Eukaryota; Apicomplexa; Conoidasida; Eucoccidiorida; Eimeriidae.